Porites evermanni is the source of this 13615-nucleotide messenger RNA. The record is from the annotation of a GenBank genome assembly. NCBI's taxonomy places the organism in Eukaryota, Metazoa, Cnidaria, Anthozoa, Scleractinia, Poritidae.
UUGUCUCCAAAUAUCUCCCCUUCGUCGACAUCAACGUUUUCCUUUGAACAUUAGCUUUCACCAGAAGAGUUUUAACCGCGAUCGCUGCAAUAGAAACCCGAAAUUAUGUCUUCGAACAGAAGAGCUUCGUUUCAAGUGAAUGUGCUUCGGCGGAGCCCUCGACGAAGAACGAAGACUCCAUCUGUUAAUGAACUGCCGAAGAAAUGUAGUGAGUAUACAAGAAGUCUAUUUUUAUUGCGCUUGUAUGUUGUAGUUUCAUCUAAUGUAGUAAAUCUCAUGUUCUGAUUGCUUGCGGUCGACGCAAACUAUAGGGACGCUGCGUUGUGAAGUUCUAUUGUUGUGCCGUCUUCUUUGUUGGGAAUAAUUAGGGUUAACGAAACCGUUGUUGAGUGGAGGCAUUUUGUCUUAUACUUCGACGAUAAUGGCUUUAAGUUACCUUGAAAUUGAUUUUUAUUACAUUGAAGACGUCUAUGGUCUCAACGACACUGCUACGACUUGCUAAAAUAGGUUCAUGUGGCUUUGAAUGUCUAUAAUAAAGCUGGUUACACUGUCAGUUUUCCAUAAUUUUUAUAAAAAUUCCUUUCCAUUACAAUGAUCUAUGAACUAAGUCGUUUGUAGAGUGGUACAGCCUCUUUGAUCUGACCUUGCAUGGUUAGUAGUAGCAGAAUAAGACACAAAAUUCAGGACAGGUUUUUAGACAUCAGUAAACAUUCCAGCCUCCAUCAUUUUGAACUUCUUAUUACAAGGAAAAAACAAGAAAUUUCAAAGAAUUCCAGCAAAAGUCAUUUGAACCAAUUAGAGCUAGACUAAAACAUUAAAAGAUUAAAAUAAUAGCACCUCAGUGAAUCAAAAACUGCAUUCCUAUGAGUGCAAUUUCACAAAUUGUUUACACUGUCUGCUGUCUGAUUGUGAAAAAAAUAGAAUUUAUUUGUAUUUACCAGAGUAUUUACCAAAUCAGUGAAUAGCAAUUUUUGCGCAUUUUGAUUGGCUCCCGUUCCUUGGAAUAUCCUUGGCUAUUCACUGUUUUGUGUCCAGUGCCAAGAUGGCGUCUCGUUUCAAGACAUAUUUGGAAGACGAAAUUUGAGCGAUAAAUGAAGCAGUCGUACAAAUAAAUACCAAGAAAGCGACGAACUCUGGCUUGUCGGUGUUUACUGGUAGGUAGAAAAUUAUUUUCAAGCUGAAUUUGCAAAAAAAUGGUAAAAAUGCACUUGAUAAAAUCCCCAAACUGUUUGUAAAUUGUAAACAAAGUUCCUACUAAGUGAUGUUUUUAGGCGACAAGAAGGUUUGUUUUUUUGUUUUUAUCCAACUGAUUCAGUAAAUACUAAAACAACUAUCCCCCUCAGGGUUGGUGAACAGCGCUUGAUAUAUACCUUGAUGCUUCGCGUCUUGGUAUAAAUUAUAUCCACCACUAUUCACCUCCCCUUCGGGGGAUAGUUGUAUAUUAUUUUCUUACUAAUGUGUACAGCUAGAAAUUCAUGUGCAGAAGUUUAUUUUGUUUUAUUUUAUUAGCCUAACCACAUGAAGCCAGUUAUUGUGGGCCCAUAACAGUCCCUUCCCCCAUAAAAGUUAGAGCACACUUUUAAGGUCUAUGUCCCCUACCCCUUUUCAAUACAAUGUUGUAGGUUCUGAUACCCCUUGGAAAGGAAAAGAAAGGGAGAGGGAAACAGGGCUAACAGCUUAGCACUGGUUAUGAUUUACAGUGUUCACUCCAGGCUGCAUUUUUGCAUCAUUGACAUGGUAAAUUACAGUAUAUCCUGACCCAAAAUGAAAUUAUAGUAGUGUCAUACGGUCAAUAGAAACUAAAGAAAACAAGUUUAUAGAUCACACAGCAGUGGGCAUUUGACAGUAAAUAACAUAAAAACAUGUGAUUUCCAGCACUCUUUGUGUCAGGCAUUCCAUGCAAUUCUGAGAAAGACUGGAAGCUGCACAUUUUGCAUGUAUUGCAUUGGCCAUCAAUGUUUUUCUUAGUUCAUUUGUUCUUCUUUGUAAGAAGGAGCAAAGAAGAAUGAUAAGAGACAGGAGAGAUAGUUUGGAUGAUGUCAGUUUUCCAAAGUUUUUUUUAGAUGUAAGAGCAUAGCUAGACCUGGACAAGUGUUAAAAUGACCCAAUUUAAAUUAGCAUAAGGGACAGUACAUAAUGACCCACUUUGACAAAUUUCUAAACUGAACUCUGGAUUGAUUGGUUUUGUCAAGAGGCCUCAGCUACAAAAGUUGCACCGUAAUACUGGAUCUCUUGUUUUCUCUUAUUAAGAAAUAAGUCCUAGAGGGAAACGAAAACUGGAGUUUCAGCACGAGAAGCCACUGAAAGGACGAACAUACUACUUGGAUCUUCCAGGCUACAGGAAACUCAACAGUUUACAAACAAGAAUCAAGGAGUUAGGAGGGGUAAGAUAUGAGGACGUCUCUUUCCUUUACACCUACAGACGACGUCAGUCUCUAUAACUUCAUGUGUUCCCUACCUCUAUGGCAGCUGGGCUUACACAACGUGUGGUUCCAAAAAUUAUCCAUACCUCCCCCACGGAAGGGAUUUUUCCCUAGACCCCACCUUACCUCUCGGGAAAUUCCAGUCAAGCUUCAUACAUCAGGAGUUUCUACUCCCUUCUAUGGGGGGAGUAUAGAUAUUUUCUGGAACUACACAAUCUUGAAAAGACCCUGAAUUCCAGAGGAAAUUCUUGAAGAGUCCUUGAUAAAGAUCUUAAUUUCUGGUGCAAACCCUGUCUACAAUACAGACACCUCUGUAAUGUGACAGUUAGGCUGGUCCCUUUGGUGGUGAUUUCAUUACAAAAAGCUAUAAGUGGGUCCUGGCACUUAUCUUGUGAAAAAUCAUUUCUCAGUCCAAAAAAGAAAUCAGUUAUUUUUGUUGGAGUAUUUACAUUGAAUUGCCACUGUUUGUUUGUUUAGAAUCUACUUUUGGACAGCUGUGAAAGGCAGACAAUAAAUUUUUGCUCUCUUGACUGAGAUAAGUUUUAUAACAGACAAAAAUCACACCAACAUUACUCUUCAAACAUCUCCAAAUCAAUCAGUUGAUUCAUACCCUGAAUUAUUUGCCACUUUGGAGAUUUUCAUGUGUCAGAGACACAGGGUGCAGAGACACUGAAUAUGUUAUAACAGUCAUUUGUUUUGGCUGGGCAGCAAUAUUUUCUAUCAGUUUAAGAAGGGCUGACCACCUGGCCUUACAUGGUAAAUACUUAGGAAAAAACAUUACCUUUUGUAACAGGAAAAUGUACAAUUAACGUGACAUUUUUAACUGUAUUCAUAACAUGAAUCCCACGGCAAGACCAAGUAUGGAGGAAAACAAGUCACAUGUGGCAUCCAUGUUUUUUUGCUCAAAGAAGAAAUAUCUACACAUCUAUUUCUGGGGCUUUUUCGUCAAAUUUCAAAACUUUCAGGGCUUGUAAGGACCAACAAGAACCAAGUUUGCUGUUUGUGCCUCAAUGCUACAACCAUUUGCAAAAUACUUGCAACACUGUACAGUAGUUGGGCUUAAUUGGCCUGCCCAUGAUCUUGUGCUUGCGAUCACCCUUCUUCCCUUGUCAAAGUUGCAAGUAAUACAAGACCUUUCUCAAACCAUUGAGGAACAACUCUGAAUGAAGGGGAGGGAGGGAGUGAGUGUUAUAUCUCAUAUGUGUGACUAGCAGCAAUUUGUGGUUAAAAAGGCCGUUUUUUCGACAGAGUGUCUUAUCAUUAAUUGUAACUGGUUUUAGCAGGAUGCAAUAUUUGCAUUGUCUGGUUAUAAAGUCCAGCUGUAUCCAUGUUUAGCCAUACAUUAUCAGAGAUGUAGCAAAGGAGAAGCUAAGCAGGCUUUCUUAUUUGUCAAACUGGCUUUUUUACUAAGUUGCAUGUUUAAAAUUACUCCAUGUCUUUGUUUCCCAGAGCAGGUGAAAUUAGCUGGCAGCUCAUCCCUGCAUUAUAAAGCGAUUCAUCACGAAGUUGAUGAAAGUCCACAGAAAGAAGAGCUCUUAGCUAUUACAUGUAAUUGUGUAAGUCAUAUGUCUUGUAAGAUUGAGUUUUGAUGAGAUAUCUGUUUUCCUUAAAAGGUGGUAGAGGAGUUCCUGAGUAAGGACAUCAGUUGCGUUGUUACAAACAGAAAAGAUGUCGAAACAGGCUGCUCACCUCGAAGUAAUUCCACACCCAGCCCCAUCCUGUCAAUUCCAAGUCCAUUCCCUGGAAAUACCAAAAGGUAAAAACCUUUUAAUUGAAUAUAAUAUAAAUACAAUAGAUGGUUCUUAAGAGUGGUAACAGAGAGGUUCUGUUUAACUCUAGCCAGCAAUAUGCCCCCUUUCUGUCUACAUGUAUAUAUAUACUGUUACAGGUUGAUUCUCAAUUUAUAAUGUCUCCUAGUCCUAGGAGAAAAAAUGCACUUUAUUUGAGUGUCAAGUAUUGAGCACAAAAGUACUAAUAAGGGACACUAUAUAAUAACGUCUCCGACUGGAGACGAGACUGCACUUUACGUGGUCAUCCAAGCCAUGCGAAGGUCUAGCCGCUUGCAGUGCAAAGGGAGUACCUUCAUUUCUCAGUUAUUUUAAGACCCUCAACAUUGGUCCAGCCACGGUAAUCAAACCCGGGACCCCCCGCUCUAUAGUCAAGCGCUCUUCCAACUGAGCUAAUCCUGCUGCAGUUAGAAUCAAUCUAGGUUAAAAAAUUUUAUCCAGAAACCAAAUUUGACCCAUAACAUAUAAAUCCCAGGGAAAGAAGGCAUUCCUUUUGCUUUCAAAUUGGGACUUGGGAAGUUUGGAGAGCACUCAAGAAGCUAGAGUUGUUCUCGGCCAUGCCUAGAGCACUGUGCCGUAUUUGGGCUUAAAUGGCCUGUCAAUGAUAUUGUGCUUGUGAUCGCCUUCCUGCCCUUGUCAAAGUUUCUAGUAACACAAGACCCAUUCUCAAACCUUGGAGGAACAACUCUAAAUGGAGUGGUACCCUUCUUAAGUCCAGGGUUGUCAGAAGGUUUUGAAGUAGACAGCUGAGUUCUUAAAGUAAGCAGCCAGUCCAGAGACAUUUUAUUUAUAAAACACCAUCCAUAAACAAAUUCUAAGUAGAGUAGCCAGCCGAUACAAACCAAGUAGGCGGAUAUUUUUGCCAGCAGCUGGCUACUUUUGACAACCGCGAGUACUCUCCAAACUUCCUGCGUGCAUCCAUAACUCUACAUACGCAGGUUAAGCAUGAACCAAUUAUUAAACUUCUCUCUCUUUUUAAAAAGAUUAACUCUGAAGUUUUGAUGAAAAUCUUAGACUUAGACUGCCCUAAAUUGAUUGCCAGGUUCUACAGGUUUUGCUGCCCUCACUCUGAAUGUUCUGUGUCAAUGAAUUCAUAAUUAGAGGUAAAACAGAGUGAUGAUUUAUGUUAAUCUGGUUUACCAAUAAAUAAUAAUGAUUAUAAUGAUCGUUCGAACUUCAUCAGCAAUGAUAUUUCUCUGCGUUCACUUUUAUUCUAGCUCAUCAGCAAAGGGUUUUGCAGUACCAUCUCCUCUAAGUGCAGACUCUGCCAGUGCUGAACAGCCAGGACCACACCCUCCUAAACACAAUAUACGUGGCAAGGCCCUUGCAGCACAGGCAGCACUUACAUGCAAGCAUGGUACUAGCAAUGUCAUUGCCAAUGCAAGAAAUUGGGGUGUGGAAAUUGUAUCACUUGAGGAGAUGCUGGAAACCUUAGAGCAGUUUGGAAGCAUUGUGAAAAAGCCCUCAGCUAGCAAACCACUUGUAACUGGACGAGUGCCAAAGCAAAGUGUUAAACCUAAGGUGCGAAAGUUGCGUGCUCCUUUCAUCAAAGUUGAGGAUCAUAGCCAUUGCUACAAGCCACUGGUCCAUGAGUUGAAGGAAUGGCCCAAGAUUUAUUUUGAUAGUCCUCUGGGAAGCUGUCCAUUUGACCCUCCAAAGGUUGAUGUGGAAAAUGAUCAUGAAGGACAAGACAAAAGCAAGAGGUAAAGAACUUAAAUGACAUGUUGCAUGAAUGGAACACCAAGUGCUGUUGGAUUCAAUGCCAAUGUUCCCCCAUAUAAGGGCUGAAAAUCAGUAUUUAAAAAAUUAAUAGACAACAAUUUUCCAUGUUCUUUUCUCUUACCCUUUAAGCACAAGUAUCCAUUGCAAACACAAUAAUUUUCCAGACUGACUCCUUUUAGGGAACUAACCAGGGUUGUCAGAAAGUUUUGAAGUAGACGGCUGAGUUGUUUAAGUAAGCGGCCAGUCCAGGGAUAUUUUAUUUAAAGAACGCCAUCCAUAAAGAAAUAUCGAGCAUAGUAGCUGGCUGAUACUAACGAAGUAGGCGGCGAUUUUCGCAGUAAUUUCUGUGGCAGCUAUUAUGGCUGUUGUUUAAUGAUGCAUAUUUCUUUUAGCCUUUAUUGUGCUUUAAAAUAGGACGAUAUACUGUGAUACAAAUAUUUUGGAGUCUGUCUUCAGAUUAACUGUCUGGUUACAUAAAGGCCAAAGCAUUUUCAAUUUCAGACUCGCUUUUUUUAACUGGGACUCAUUGGUUCUUGACUGGGACUCAAGAUUGAAAAAGAUCAAAAGAAGAAGAUCAAAAAGUCCCAGGACUCAGCAUAACUAUUGGUGACAAAAUCACUGCACCUGAGGGUUUAUUCUUAGGCUUAAUCUUAAAGCCAGUGUUUAUGGCAUAAUAAACAGACCAAGGAAGAAUAUAAUGUACUGCUCAACUGCUUUUUUUUAAAUGGUGACCUUUAACCACAGAAUAAUGCAUUAUUAGUCAACAUGGCCUGUCAGCCUGUCAGGUUGUAAAAACCUGUUUCACAGGGCAUUACUAGUUGUAAGUAACAGAGCUGUUUUUUAGUCACUCAACCCAUUCAAUUCCUUUGUUGUGAUCAUUCAAAUCUAAACUCAUGUAUUGUGCGUAUAAUGUCACAGGAAUCAAGUCAAAGAAGAUAAACACAAGAAGAAAGGAUUUUGUGAAUGCUGUUGUGUUCAUUAUGAGGAUCUAGACUUGGUGAGAAAUGUGACAAUUUUCUUUUUUAAUUAAAAAAUCAUUGAAUUGAUACAUGAAUUCAGACCUAAAACUGCUUUUUCGUAGUCUUAGCUCAACACUCAGCUCAGUAAGAUUGUCUUUUUGUGAAGUGUGACAAGCAUCUGUUGUUGUUUCCAUGUAGCACCUACAAAGUGAUCGGCACCAGUCCUUUGCUAGAGAUCCAUCAAACUAUCGUAGUUUAGAUGAGUUGAUCAAAAAAGGCCCUAGCUUACAGGCCUUCCUGGAGAAAAUGUUACUACAACAUGAACAGAAGCAGAAAGAACAACAAGCAAAAAAGACGAGGUGAAUACUGUAAAAAUAUAUAGUAUAGUUCAAGUUUAUGGUAGCAUAAACUGUUGUUAAUAAACCUGAGAAUGAUGCCCUAUGAAAGCACACUUAGGACAUACUAGCAACAAUCAUGUCUCUGUUCUUAUGUCACACAACGUGCAACAUUUGUAUAGGUUUUUGUACUAAGUAGUGGUAGAUACUAGUUCAAAGUACAAGAAAGAACAAUGAACACUAACUAGUUGUUUGAUUACAAUGUAUCCUUCUUCUUUGGCAAAGUCCACUGUAAUGUAGCAUGAUAUAUUACUAGACUCUACAAAGGUUCCAUUCAUAUUAUCACAUGCUUAUCAUGCUCAUGUGGUCCUUUUUUUGCGGUACACUGUCCUUUCCCAGUCAAAAAUAUGACGCCAAAUAGACCUCUUCGGUGAAGCAGUCUCUCUUUAUUAAAAUACACCGUCUUCACAAAUGGCGGACACGCGGGAAAAAACUGGUGCCUAGUCAUGAAAGCGAGGCGUUGGAGGGUAAACAAAAAUUGCAAAUGAAGACUUUCAAUGAACUUGCAGAGUGUUUAGCACGGAUUCCACCUAAAAUAACUUUGUACGGACUUCUUUUUAAAUACAAUUACGUGGGAUGUCUUCUGCUUCUAAAGAGACGCGUAUAUCUUCAAGGAAACAGGAUGAUUUUGUAGGUUUCCGAAGCAAGUGGGCGAUGGCUGGAGAAAAGCGGCAAACAUGUUGGCCCAAACUUCACAUUGAAACCGAGUUCGAAAGCCAGCUCACUGCAAUUCGGUAAAACAAAAAUAUAAACAAUGCAAAUCUUGGUGGCAAGAAACAAAGAAAUAAGCGAUGGAUAUAUGGCCUACUUGUUAACGCAAGAGACGUGUGCCAUUGAACAAAACAGUUCAAAUCGAGAUGGAAAAAAGGAAGACAGGAAAGAAGCGGUGACUGAGGUUUCGAUGAAGUUAUGUUUGGUUUUUGUUUGCCAGGACGUUAUUCUCUGGUCUUUAUCGAUGACGGNGUUUAACCUAGUAAAAUGUGAGCUUUAUACCACUUUUUUACCAAGAGCUCUCCGAGAUAAUGCCGUAAAGGAGACCAGGCAAAUAGCAAGCCAUAAGAUUCACACACUAGAGCUUCUAGUUUUGAUAAAAUUAUUUUAUUUCGCAAUGACAAAGAAAUCAAAAGAUUUUAAAUUUGCACUAAAUUUGCUAAGCUCUGCCAACGUACCUCUAACAAUUCACUCCUAAGCGACGGAAUUAAUAUCAUCCAAAGGAAGUUGUAAAUACAGACAUACAUAGAUAUGUGUAAAAUGUCACUAACAUGAAUGAAUGAGUCUCGUGAAUGAAUCUUUCACCCGCUCUCGACUUGACCUGUUUUGAGUAAUGGCGGAGGUCUCUUCCGUUGACAAGUAGGCCAUAUAUCCGUCGCUUAUUUCUUUUUUUCUUGCCACCAAUAUCUGUUUUUACUUCUGUUUUACAGAAUUGCAGUGAGCUGGCUUUCGUAUUUGGUUUCAGCGUGAAGUUUGGGCCAACAUGUUUGCCGCUUUUCGCCAGCCAUCACCCACUUGUCGAGCUUCUGAGGCUUCGGCAACCUACAAAAUCAUCCUGUUUCCUUGAAGAUAUACGCGUCCCUUUUGAUUGCAAACAGCAAAUCAGUACGAAACAUUAAAAGCAGAAGACGUCCCACGUCAUUGUAUUUAAAAAGACGUCCAUACAAAGUUAUUUUAGGUGGAAUCCGUGCUAAACACUCUGCAAGUUCACUGAAAGUCUUCAUUUGCAAUUUUUGUUUACCCUCCAACGCCUCGCUUUCAUGACUAGGCACCAGUUUUUUCCCGCGUGUCCGCCAUUUGUGAAUACGGUGUAUUAAACGUGCAAUCUUCAUUUUCUUCCCUCCUCUUUUCUUUCUGUUCGCUCUUUCUAUUUUUCCCUUCGUUAGUGUGAUUUUUGGGCCCUUCGCCCCUUUUCCACUCAAGUGGCCGCAAAUUUCUGCAGAUGGAUAUACAUGUAUAAGACGAGUAACAUGCAAGUGAAGUAAUAUCCCUGUAAGAGCAUGAUGAACCCUUAAUGAUUCUGAGAGUCUAAUCACUGACUUCCUGAAUCAGAAGGAAAGAAACGAAAGGACUAUUUACGAUAACAACUGCCCUACUCUAUUACGAUUCUCUCACGAAAUAUUUAAAACAACUACUAACUGUUUUUUUUUUUAUACAUACAUGUACUAUUUGUGUUUAAGGCAUACUUUUACCGCUUUUGUAAAAAAUGUCUCCUUUCUCCUUUCAGAAAUGAAUUGACAACUGCAGAAAAAUCCGUGGUUGAAAACGAAAAUAAAACCCCAACGAAACAUAACACGCAAGAAAUCUCACCAGAUAGCCAAACGCCGGUCGACCAUACCCCAGACAAAAAGAACGAGUGCUAUACACCCACCAACCCCUCCCCAGGUAACACGAGUAAAUGUCAAACAUUUACUAACCACUCCUCCCCGGAGAAAAAGUCAAGUGAUGAUGGUACGCCAGCUAGAGUGUUAAGAUCAGGGAGCACGAAAUCUGACACCUCGAUUGCCGAAAAGCGAAGCUCACGGAGCAGCCCAAGAACACAAAUUGCUUUGAAGGAAAAGAAUAACGAGGAACUAUGUACUACAGAACAAAAGUUUGUAAAAACGAAAGAGCUUAAUUUGGAGAAAUCAAGCAAUAAGUCACCCGAAAAACGAGCACGUCAUGCUAAAACGCCUUCGACGUUAUCUAGCGCCGUUGCGGGACGUUCCAACAGCGACAAGCCUGCGUCUGGUGUUCAGGAAGAGCAAGACAGCCAUGUGCCUGCAAAGACAACGCUUAAAAAGAAGUCACCAAACCGAGAAAAUCAAGCAGACCCUGCGGAAGCAUGCUUGAAAACUCAAAGACGUCAAUCAGAUUCUUCUGGUGAGAGCAGCAGCAAAGAAAAUCAAGAUCCUGCUGCUCCGGUUUAUUAUUCAGUAGAGACGGCCGAUUAUGAAGAACACAUGGGACGAUCGAUGCUUCGAUCUAAGACGAUUCUUGACGACCACCAACUGCACCUCAACGAAGAUUACGUCGAACACGAGAGUCGUGUCGACGCUAAAACUGUUGAGGAAGGAGAGUUAAAUCAAGAUGUGGAAAUGGCUUGUUCUAAAAAGUCAAGUCUUAGAUCUGCGACAAAGUUGAGUCCUGCUCACGAAUUAACAAAUAUAAGCUUACCAACAACAGAUGAAGAAAUCACUAAUGCGGAAGCGCAAAAACAAAGCCCUGAAAUACCGAGCGGUUGUUCUGCUGAAAAAAUGAGUCCCGCUCGAGAGUUAAGGAACCUUAAAUCGCCAGCAGAGAUGGAAGAAGGGAACUCUUUGGAGUUGGAAAAGGGAAGCCCUAGACGAAGGAGUCUUAGAUCUGCUUUGAAAGUCAGCCCCGCUGGAAAAUUGAAGAGUUCUGAAUCACUAAAAGAGAAGGAAAAACAUCAGAGCCCCAUCAAAGAUGACUGUGGACAAGAACAUGAAAAGUCAAGAACCAAGACUCUUUGUUCUUUUUCAAAAAUGAGUCCUGCCAAAGAUUUAAAGAUCACUGAAUCGCCCACUAGGGAAGAAGAGAGGAGUGCUGAGGUUGUGGAAAAGGGAAGCCCCAGAAGAUCAAGCCUUAGAUCUGCGACAAAGUUUAGACCUGUUGAAGGAUUAAAAAGUCCUAAGUCGCCAAAAUCAGUAGAAGAGACCAAUGCAGCGGGAGAAAACUUACAAAGAACCACACGAUCGCGAACUCAAUUUUCAUCGAAGACAAGUAGCCAGUCCUUAGGUGAAAGCACUUUCCUGAGUACAACGAAAGCAAGUAAAAUGUCCAUCAAUAAUGGCACAGUGGAAAACACCUUUCCUUCGACGCAGAUGAAUGAUUGCUCAAAUUCUGGAGAAAUCACAGCAAGUAGUGUUUCUUCUCAAGUUGCUGAGGGAUCCACAGACAAAGAAAAGUCAGCGUUUAACGCGGAUAAAAGGAAGACGAAUCCCCACAUUCAAGAAAACGUGAGUGCGAGCGAUACACGUCCCUCAAGAGGAGGCAAGACAGUAGCAGACAAAAGCCAGUCAGACAGCCAAAGUCCCCAAUUUCGUUCCCGUGGUUCCGAAGUUGUCACUCAUGUUAAGGUGCAGUUGCAAGACUGUCGCCGAAUGUGCGUUGGUCGCAACAGACCCGUACUGGAAAGACAAUCCGAUGAAUCAGAAACAGAGAGCAUUCAGUUGUCAAGUGAGGAGAACUAUUCGCCAACUAAAGACAUGCCCAAAAAUGGCACGUCUUCGGGCGAAGAGGGGGAAGAGAUCUCUAGUACACCUACCCUGGACCCUUGCCCUUCAUCUCCACGUUCGGAGAAGUCAGGAUACUCCGACGAAAGGGGCGAAUACAGUUUGCGAAAACGUGUUGAACGACAACAAGAAGAGAAAACAGGCGUCACCAGAAGGACACGAUCAAACUACAAAAUUUCCAUUGAGGAGUUACAAAAGGCUGGCACUUCUGCUCGUGAACGCAGGAAAACCGUUCCUUUUCCUUAUACAAGCGUCAAGACGAAGAGUCCAAAGCAAAGAUGUAAUUCUCUCCGAACCCUUGGGAAUAGCACACCAGAAAAGAAAAAGGUCAAAAAGAGUAAAGCCAUGAAAAGCCCACUUAAUGAAAGUCCUCAAAGAAAUGUCCCAAGAAAAGAGCCCUCGUCUGAAUCCGAAUCCAGCGCCCCUUCUGAGAGCCCUCGUAGCGGGCCCAUUCGUGAAGCAAGAGACAGGCUGAGGCCUGUGGCUGUUUGUAACUUGAGUAGAGCGAGCCUUGACAGGGAAAAUACAGAAACUCUUUCAGUGUUAUCAGAAACCACCGCUUCGUUGGGAAAUCUUUCGACAGUCGCUUUUUGCGGGACACCGCGUCACUCGAAUCCCGAGGACUUGAAACGUGUGGGUCAUCGCCCGAAAACAGGUGAAACGUUGCUGUCAGAAACGGAACUCUUGAGGCAAGAGGGGUCUCAAUCAGCUAAUUUUUUGGAUAAAGAUCGCACUAUGGAGCCAAAAUUUUCUCGCUUGUUUGAUUCAGAUGACGAGCCCGAAGACUUCUAUGGUUUCCAUGUACCACAGUUUGACAGGUCGUUUUCGUCGGAAGGAGAUCUAAGUUAUAAAAUAAAUUCUAUAGUGGAAAGUAUGAGUCAGGUAGAAGAAAGUCAAGGUACUAUAGAUGAUGUUGAAAAUGUCACCAUACAAAAGGAUGAUACUGAAACCGAAAAUGAACAAGAAAACGGUGCCAAAACCAUUGACGAAAGGGAGAUCAUCAGACAAGAAAGAAUUUACCAGAAAGUUGUCGAACAAAGAACCUCAAAAGUCUAUGAAAGGAAGGUGACACGAAAAAGAAAAUCAGUUAGUCCUAUUGAAAGUGUCAUUGCUGAUGUAGAGAGGGUUCAGUCUUAUUCCAGAUGCGAACGACAAAGAGUCGGUGGUUUUUCCAUGGAUGAUUCUUCCUUUGUGGAAGAUGUUGAUGAAGAUGACGACGUGUUCAGUGCAGUGUCUGACAGCAGUGAAGGAGAAGAAGAUGAAGUGUCAUCACCGCUCAGCAUCACUUCCUGGAGAAAGAAACGGAAGUCUGAAGACCUCCAACCGGAAAUUGACAGGCCAGCGAAACGACGAAGGCCGCAAGAGCGAUGGAGUGAGCUGUCUCUGGCUGAGUCGUCCGUCAGAAGUUCCAUGUCUGAAACUCCCGUAAAAUCUAAACCAGGAGGAGGACAGAUACGGAAGAAAAUUGGUAAUAAGCAGCCGACAGGUUUAAAGUCAAAACUUGAUGAAAUGCUGGAGAAAGGGAACAAAAAACGAGUUAAAUCUCUGUCCUCAAUUGGUGAGUUCUACGAUAUUGACGAGCCAGUUUUCCAAACGCUUGAAGAACGCGUUAAACUUCGACGACUCAGGAAGAUCUCUCGUAAAGCGCGAGAACGUUCCUCGUCAUCUGAGCAAAAUCAGAACAUCGACACGCCAAGAAAAUCAGAAUCGAAGACCAAACCUUCUACGACUAAACAAGAUACAGCACAAAAGGAGGUCAUGCGAUUACAAAUGGCGUCGCCUAGAACGGGCAAUUCGUCCAAGGCAAAGAGUGUUACCCCUCUUCGAUCAUCUUCGAGGCUUAACCGAGCAAAAAGUUCCUCUGGUGUGAGCGAGUCACCGCUUACUGCUCUUUCUGGGAAACCGCGAAGAUCUACGUGGAUUGAUGAAUUUAGCGCGUUUGCAUCGCCGCCCUUGGAACUUCCAGGCGUUGGUAGAAAACGCUUUCGAUGCUCUACGCCUGCUUCGGCAGGUCAUCCUAAACAUUCUCUGAGGCUGCGAGUAAGAGACAAAGUGGAGUCACGGAACGCAAAGCAAAAGGAUCCGUUUGCGUUUGACGAGUAG